Messenger RNA from Phytophthora infestans T30-4, 4257 nucleotides. RefSeq lists its product as uncharacterized. The record is from RefSeq and is a predicted model, not a curated record. The coding region runs from base 1 to 4257 and encodes 1418 amino acids. The transcript has a single exon. Lineage: Eukaryota; Oomycota; Peronosporomycetes; Peronosporales; Peronosporaceae.
AUGUUACGCGAAAAAGACGAUCAAGCACGGAAGCAGCGACUGGAGCUGGAGUUUACUUUCCACUCGAAACAAAGUCAAGUUAAACACACGACUGACAGCAGCUCCGUCGAUGAAAUUUCUCGGUUAAUCGAGACGAUUGACAUGUUAAAUCUUCAAUUGGACCAAUCAAAUCGAGACAAGGAACAAGUGAAGAAACAACUCGUGCACUCGCAACAAACAGAGCUCAAGAAACUCCACGAAAAGUACCAACUUGACAUUGAAACUUUACGGCUAAGUGAACAUUCCGCCAAGGAACAAGUAGAGAGUUUACAGAUGCAAAUGUUGAGUCUCCAAAGUCAAGCACAAGUGGCCACUACGCAAGCGAAAAACGCCAAAGCUUCUCUAGAAGAGUUAACCAAGAACAAAGUGCUCGUUCUAGAAGACAAGAACCAACGUCUUGAGCGUCAAGUAGCAGCUUUGAAGCUCCAGCAACGCAGCCAAGGGCAAACAUCCGGGAGUGUAACAUUGGUAACAUCGUCGUCUGUCGCAAAGCAUGACGUGGAGGCGAUGGAGAAGCAUCUGAACAACAAGAUUGAGUACUUGAAAGCCCAACUGUCGUCGGAGAUGAAGUGUAAAGAAGAACUGGGAACACACCUCGCUCAAAUCACCAACGCUAUGGAACAAAUGAAAGUUGACAAGCGCCAAGCGCUAGCGGAACAAGAAGAAGCUUUCAAGAAACAAUCCGAGCGGAUCGAAACUGCUUUUUCUCAAGAAAAAGAGCUUUUAACAACGCAACAAGCGGCGUUACAAGGUAAAGUAGUGACGUUACAAGCGAAUGUUACCGAUCUCGUGCAAGAGCUGACAAUGUGGAAAAGCAGAGAAGCCAACGCCAAGCUUGCGAUGGAGAAAAUGGUCGAAGAGAAUGUUCGAUUGACUCGGCAACUUGUGGACGCUGAGGGUCAAGUUGAAGCGCUUCAAGAAGAACGUAAACAAGACGCUGCAAAUGUAGGCUCUAUGAGUGUAACAAACGCCAGUGAAGAGACCAAACGCAUGCAAAUGGAGGCAUUGUUACGUCGUCUUGACAAUGAACGGCAGUAUCUAAAGAGUCAACUGGAAGAUCAGCAAGAAAUGAAGGAGAAGAGUCAGAGAAAAGUUACAGAUCUUCAAUACGAGCUUCAAGAAGUGAAAGACGCCAUGGAAGACGCUUUACGACUCAGCGAGCAGAAGAUCAGUACAUUGACGACUGAAAAUCGCAACCAAGAGCUCGAGUUACGUGGCACUAUCGAGUGUCUGGAAGAGGGGAAAAUGUUACUAACUCGACAGCUAAAAGACGUGCAAAAUAAAUUCUCAGAGGCUCGAGAACAGUCGCUACUUGAACGUGACGAGAUUGACAAAUCCAGGAUCGAAGUCAGCGAAAUGAGAGCGCAGUUACUGGCAGCAAAGGAAGACAAUGUGAAGGAGCAAAGUUACGCGAAAAAUGCGAGUGAGAGAAUGUCAAAAUCUUUGGCUGCAGUGAAAAAUUCGCUGAAAGUGAUGGAAGACGAGAAGAACAUGUUGAUCCAGCGUCUCGAAGACGAGAAUGCGCUGUAUAUGGGUAAACUAGCGGCUGUUCAAGGCGAGAUGCUGGUGCUCGAAGAAAAACUCGAGAAGGACAAAAUUUGCGCUAGGAAGGAGAAAAAGUUGGCAAAUUUUGCAUUAGUGCUUCGUGAGAAAUUUGCGUUAUGGAAGUUACGAAAGGAGUAUCGUGCCUUUUCCCAAGUAAAGUUACACACUACUUUGGUGCGUCUGCAAGCGAGUCAAGAGCGAAGAAGAGCUGAAGAACUGGAGAGGCUGGAGGAGCGAUUACGCGACGAUUACAUGGCGAAAUGUGACGAAAUGACGCAGACACUUCAUGAUGAACGUCUCGAGGCUAUUCGAAGGAUGAAGGAGGAACAUGAUAAAGAUCGGGAAGAGCUGAACGAAUUUUACGUUCAAGAAAAGUAUCAGCUACAAGAAGACCUCACAGCAGUCCACACGGCGCAGAUGCAGCAGAUGAAGGAGAAGUUUGACAAUUUUUCCAAAUCUGUCGAAUCUGAUGUACAAAACACCAUUCAGGAUCUGCAGAACGAGAAAAACAAGCUCCAACAGAGCCACAUUCAAUUAUCUGAGGAGCUAGCCGCAAUGACGCAGAAGUGCGAAGUGAUAGCGAGUACUUUCGAAGACGAACUGGCAGCUUUAAAAGAGGAAUGGAAGAGCAGAGAAGAAGAUUGGGAAGAUGAACGAGAAGGUCUUCAAUCAUCGAUUCAAACGCAACGAGAACAAUCCGACGAGAAGCUGAGAUUGGAGAGGAGUAAACUUGUGUCGGGUCAUGAAAAAGAGCUGGAAAUUUUGCAGAAACGACAUGAAGUGGACACAACUGAGCGCGCCAAAGAAUUUACUGCUCAAGUCACGAUGCUGCGUGAAGAAUACAGUCAGAAAUAUGCGGAAUUUCACAAGACAGAGGUCUCAGCUAUGGCAACCAGGCAUCAAAAUGAGCUGGAGAGCGAGAUUAGUGCAGUGACGCAGCGAUACCAGCAGGACAUGGAUACUCUUCGUGAAGACCAUAGUAGAGCUCUUCAUGACGCAAUGACGCAAGCUAAACUCGAGGCGAAUGGACGACUGGAAGCGAUGCAAAAGGAGAUGAACGAGCGUAAAGGAACCGCAGUUGUCAAGUGUACGUCCAAGUGGCAACGAGCCAUGGAGGAGCUGCAGAACCGACAGCAAGUGGAGAAGAAGAUGACGUACAACCAAGGUCUUUACGAUCGAGAGAAGGAAUGGCAACAAGCUGCAGUGCAGAUCAAGGAACGACAGCGUGAAGAACUUGACAAAGUCCAGCAAGAGGCAAUGGCAGCGAUUCGAGCUGCGGAGGAACGGCACGAGAUGAAAUUUCGAGCUCAACUUGCUGAACUGAAAAUUCAACUUGAAACGCAACAUUCACAAGAACUUGAAAAAUUGUCGGAAGACAUCACGACACGUGAACGAGAACGAGCUCAAGAGCAUUUCGACGCUAACGUGGAAGUGAUGGAGCAAGAACUGGCUGCCAAGUGGACGGAGCAACUUGAAGAACAGAAAGCGGAGCUUGAACGCAAAUUUGACGAUGAAAAAUCACGAUUAAAUGCGAUAUUUGCCGAGGAGAAAGAGACUGCGCUACGCCAACUGCAAGAAGCUCACGAAGAGCAACGCCUACAGUUGGAUAAAGCAUGGGGCGAAAAGCUCGAGAAUCUUGUUGCAACCACUGCAACUUCUCAUGAAAAACAACUUGAAUCGCUUUAUGAAAAUCACGAUCGUGAAAAAGAAAAUUUGUCAAAUCAGCUCCAAUCGCAAUUUUCGCAACAGUUGGAGGAACAAUUACGAGAUCAAGAGGCCAGACUGCUCCGGGAACAAGAAGACGCUAUCGCUCAAGUGCAGGAAGACUCAGAGAAGUUGAUUGAGCAGGUAGAACGAGCCAUGACCGAGUUGAAGAAACAAAAAGAGCAUUUAGAGACUGAGCUUGGGUCGCUCCGCUCUGCGCUCGAAGAAGCUGAAGAUGCCCAAUUCGACGCCCAAGAGAGCCUUAAGAAACAGCAGAAACAAGCAGCGCUUCACGUUCUUCAUCUGGUUAUGCGUGCGAUGAGAAAAAUCAACGAGGAAGUUCAGGCAAAGCAAAUAUUGCAAAACGACAUUGAAAUUAAGGUGAAUCGUCUGGAAACCGAAAAAUCUGAUGAAAAAUCACGUUGGGAAGAGCUGAUGAGUAAAAUUUGUGAAACUUGGUCACAAGUGCAAGCUCAACACGGCGAGAUGAGUCAAACGCUGACGAACUAUAAACGAGACGAGCUAGUGGCACACCGGAACUCCAGUGCUAUAUUAUCCAACGAAAUUUCGAUUGUAAUGAAACAAUUAGAAGAAGUGGAAGAGAUGAAAAUCACAUUAGAGCGGGACGUAAAUUCGCUCCAAGCUGAAGCGCAGACCAUCGAAGCUUCACUCCGAGACCUCAUGUUGCAGUCUGGUAACAAUGGAUCGUUGAAUAUGGCGGUGGUAGCCAAGAAACGUCGACUGAACGAAGAGUUUGAAGCUCUUUUGGAACGUAUUGAGAAAAAGAAGGCGGAAAUUCGAAAUGUUGACCAAACGCUGGCGUCACUUCGAGCCAGACGCGAAGAGAAGGAGCACGAAAUGCGAGCCAUGGAGCGCAAACUAGUCGAGAUUUUGGUGCAGCAGCAGAAGCAAAUGUUGCAGCUAGUCUCCGCUGUACGAGAAGUGUCACUUCCCAUUAUUGCCAGCUGA